Molecule: messenger RNA, 999 nt
Organism: Mesorhabditis spiculigera
Lineage: Eukaryota; Metazoa; Nematoda; Chromadorea; Rhabditida; Rhabditidae
Source: the annotation of a GenBank genome assembly
AUGGCUAUGACCAUGGACGGUAUGGAUUAUGACGAUGAAGAUGAGGCCCGACUUUUGCACGAUAACCAGGGCGAGCUCUUGGAUUAUGCAGAUGAACAGUUUCACGAUGAUGAUAUCGACGCUGCCAUCAUGGCUGUUCCAAAAGCCGUCCAUCAGUGCAAUGUUUGCAAUAAGAUAUUCGUGAAUAUUAAAGGGCUGCAUCAGCAUUCCGUGAUUCAUACUGACCAGAAGCCUUUCCAAUGCGAUAUAUGCGGAAAGAUGUUUCGAUUCAAAUCAAAUCUGUUCGAGCAUCGUUCGGUACACAGCGGUUUCACUCCUCAUGCCUGUCCAUAUUGUGGAAAGACCUGUCGCUUGAAAGGCAACCUCAAAAAGCAUCUGAAGACCCAUGUGAGCUCGAAGCAAGAGCUGGAGGCCGCAUGGAAGCCAUUUGCAAGCAACCGUCGCCCUCCGCAGGAUAUUCCUGACGAUGCCAUCAUCGUUAGGGGGUCUGGUGACCCGAUGUUCACUCCUCCUUCGAGGCAGAGGAUUUCGAGAAAGCUUGGCCUUGGCGAGACACCGCGUGUGUGGAUAGAGCGCAUCAAGAAGGGCGAUCUUCUGCCUUCGAUGAACAUUGAGGACAAGUUCCGCCGACUCGAUGACCUGAUGCGCCAGGCUGAGUUCAGCAGAUUUAGCAUAUCUGAUCUCUUUGAAUAUGCGAAGCCAAUUCCUUUCGAGAGGUUUGAUUGUCCGUUCUGUAAAAGCGUCUUCAUCACGUUGCGUGAAUGCUUGGAACAUAUGGAGCUCACGCAUCCCAAUAUGCGAGACGAGAAGAUUCUUUAUUGCAACACAUGCUUGAAACGCUUUGCCGACUUGAAAUCGAUGGAGCAGCACGAGAGCUAUCACAAACGGGUCAAUUUGCUGAUUGCGAACAACGAGUUGCACAUCCCCGAGCCCGAAAUCCUCGUCCCGGACAGUUCGAUGGCCGAUGGAGAGUACAUUGAUGAUGCACAGGAAUAUAUG